AUGGAUGGUACAGAACCUCUGAAUGCCAGUGUAAAUUCUUCCUACAUCCCUGUCGUUGCCACUUCCAUGUCUGAUGAAGAGAACACUGAAGAUCUGUCCAAGGAUGAGGACAGGUCUCCUCUGCUCCCCUGCGAACCCCACCCUGGAGCGCUGGCGGCACGGCAGUGCCCUGAGGACUCCUACUGCAUGGUUUACAUCAUCUUCUUCCUGCUGGGCAUCGGCUCUCUGCUCCCCUGGAACUUCUUCAUCACAGCUAAACAUUACUGGCUCUACAAACUGAGUAACAGCUCCAAUCCUGAGGGACAUGAAGAGCCACAUUCUGACCUCAGUGACUAUUUUGAAAGCUACAUCUCUAUAGCUUCUACUGUGCCCUCUGUGGUGUGCUUGGUGCUGAGUUACCUGCUUGUUAACAGAUUUUCUUCUACAGCGCGGAUCCUCUCCUCUCUGUUUGUGAUCCUGAUUGUCUUUAUAGUCACCACGGUGAUGGUGAAGGUGGAUGUUUCUAACUGUCAGACCCAGUUCUUUGCGGGGACGUUGGUGAGCGUCGCCUUUGUCAGCGGGGCGUCCAAUGUCUUCUCUGGGAGUGUUUUUGGCAUCAGUGGACACUUCCCAAUGAGGAUAUCCCAAGCUCUAAUCUCAGGCCAAGCCAUGGGGGGGACUCUCAGCGCCGUGGCCUCGGUGGUGGACCUGGCCGCAGCCAACAGUGUGACCGACAGCGCCCUGGCUUACUUCCUCACCGCUGACAUCUUCAUUCUGCUCUGCAUCAUUUUAUACCUGCUGCUACCCAGAUUUGCCUACGCACAGUACUACAUGAGGGCAACACACAGUGGUACUCCAGGGCUGGGGGAGGGAACUCGGCCGCGAAGGGGGGAGGUGGGCAGUAACAGCAGCUCUGACAACCCCCUGGUAUCUGUGCCCCCCCUUAAGCCCAUUCUGAGUAAGACUUGGGUAUUGGGCUUCUGUGUCUUCUACGUCUUCUUCAUCUCAAUCGCGAUCUUCCCAGCCAUCUCGUCCGGAAUCCAGUCCAUGCAGAAGGACUCAGGCAGUCCCUGGACCGACACCUAUUUUGUCCCACUGACGAGUUUCUUCCUCUAUAAUGUGGCAGACUUCUGCGGCCGACAGAUCACUGCCUGGCUCCAGGUCCCGGGACCCACCAGUAAAGUCCUCCCCAUACUGGUUCUGUGCCGGACCAUCCUGGUGCCACUUUUCGUGUUCUGUAACUACCAGCCCCGGUACCACGUGCACAGAGUGUUUUUCACGCACGAUCUUUUCCCUGUGAUCUUCGUCUCACUACUGGGCUUCUCUAACGGUUACCUGGGCACGCUGCCCAUGAUUUACGGACCCAAGGUGGUACCAAAGGACCUGGCCGAGCCCGCUGGCGUACUCAUGUCCUUCUUUUUGACAUUAGGACUGGCCGUCGGUUCUGCUUUCUCAGUGCUGUUGGUCCACGCCAUCUAA
Chanos chanos (milkfish) is the source of this 1458-nucleotide messenger RNA. RefSeq names its product solute carrier family 29 member 3 (gene slc29a3). Gene Ontology annotation, cellular component: Golgi apparatus; plasma membrane. The transcript has 5 exons. Gene Ontology annotation, molecular function: nucleoside transmembrane transporter activity. Lineage: Eukaryota; Metazoa; Chordata; Actinopteri; Gonorynchiformes; Chanidae. The record is from RefSeq and is a predicted model, not a curated record. Gene Ontology annotation, biological process: nucleoside transmembrane transport. Bases 1 to 1458 code for a protein of 485 amino acids.